AGGUGCCAAAGACAGGAGAAAAGUGAGCCUUAUUGCUGGGGACUCCAAUGCUCAUCGGAUUAAGGAUAUUCUUCCUGACAAUAUAGCUGCCAAAUGCCUGCCAAUCUCUGCAAAUGGCAGAACGUCCACCUACCCUAUAAAACAAUGAUGUUAUCAGGACUCUUGAUGAUUUGUGUCCUCUGUUGUGGCUGGUUUUUCAUCGGGGUAGAUUCUGUUAGCAUCAUUUUAAUGGAAAAUCGUACAAGUGCAACAAUUGUAGAGCUCACCUGCUACUUUGAAAGUGAGAUAGACGUAGCUGUGGGGUUUUACCUCAAGGACGGUUCAAAACAAUUUACAAGGACAAUUGCAAUAGGGGGCGACAUGGGAAACUGUAUGAUCACCCCUCUACCUGACAAUGUUACAUGUCAUUGUGUGACCAAGAGACAAGUUAAGUGUGCCUUGUUCAACCUAAAAAAUGAGCAGCAAGCAUGGAAAUGCGCUAUUCCCAACAACGGCGUUGGAUUAUUUAGCAACAUUGUCUACAUACCAGACCCAAAUGUCACCAACAAACCGGACAAGCAGAAAAAUCCACUAACGAUCAGUCCACUUGUUCUAUCUCAUCUCGAUACAAAUCAAGAUGACCAGGUCCAAAGUCUUAUAACGGAUUGUAAAGGUCAGGAAUCUUCUCAAUUAUUUAUGACAUAUGUUGCUGUUGGUAUUUUGCUUUGCGUAUUGGCAAUAGCAAUUGCUAUCAUUCUGAAACGACGUCAAUUGAAAGCCACGAAUUGUAGAUCAACAACUGAUGUUGAACAACUUCAGGAAUCGUCCCAAGACAAACAAUGUCGUAUGGAAUACGUCUCUCCUCUUCUUCCAUUAUUAAAUGAGAUGAGCCGUUACCCAGGACGAACAGUUUAAGUGGUUGGACAUGAACUAUCUUUAUAAGUAUAGAUCAUAUUUGUUUAAUCUAAUACAAAUAAAUGUUAAAUGUUUAUCAUUAGGCACAAUUAGACACAAGUGCAUUAUCGUGGUCAACAUAUUCAAACCCGGCGAGGAAGAGUAUUAUUCCUAUUAAUUGAACUUGUUAAUGUAUUACAUUAUUAAAAGUGUGUAAUUUU
Messenger RNA from Dreissena polymorpha, 1094 nucleotides. RefSeq lists its product as uncharacterized. The coding region runs from base 94 to 894 and encodes 266 amino acids. The transcript has 6 exons. Lineage: Eukaryota; Metazoa; Mollusca; Bivalvia; Myida; Dreissenidae. The record is from RefSeq and is a predicted model, not a curated record.